Molecule: messenger RNA, 2034 nt
Organism: Cornus florida
Lineage: Eukaryota; Viridiplantae; Streptophyta; Magnoliopsida; Cornales; Cornaceae
Product: ankyrin repeat-containing protein At2g01680
Exons: 3
Coding region: 228-1814 (528 amino acids)
Cellular component (GO): plasma membrane
Molecular function (GO): protein phosphatase regulator activity; protein phosphatase 1 binding
Source: RefSeq, a predicted model, not a curated record
AAAUCAAAACAAUCACCAAAAUAAAGAAAGGGACAGCUAUUUUCAUUUCCUUUCCACCUGGUCUUCUCUUUCCAUAAAAUUGGUGUCAAACUAGAGAGAGAAACAACAGAAGAUUCACUGACUGAAGCUCACAUCCCUUCUUCCUCUUCUGUCCCCUUUCAUAUAGAGAGAGACUUUUAGAGAGAGAAUACUUUUAAUCCUGAACAUCUUAUAUUUUUCAACUCUACAUGGACUCCUCCAAAUCUCUGAGAUUCAUCACCCACCAAUCCUUCUUCUCCGCCGUCCAAUCCGGCGACCUUGAAUCGCUGAAAUCCCUCAUCAAGAAUGAAGGGUCUGAUCGAGCUGCGGUCUCAGCUCUAAUGGCCUUGCAGAACGAUGCUGGCGAGACGGCUCUGUACAUCGCCGCAGAGAAUAACUUCCAAGAGAUCUUCACCUACUUACUCCAGUUCUGUGAUCUCCAGACUGUAAUGAUCAGGUCCAAAUCCGAUAUGAAUCCGUUUCACAUCGCAGCCAAACGCGGUCACUUAGGUAUUGUGAAGGAACUUUUGGGCUUGUGGCCUGAGCUUUGUAGGUCAUGCGACUCCUCAAACACUAGCCCCCUUUAUUCAGCUGCAGUGCAGGACCACUUGGAUGUAGUGAAUACCAUAUUAGAUGCAGAUGCCGGUUUGAUACGGAUAGUGAGGAAAAAUGGGAAAACUUCGUUGCACACGGCUGCCAGAUAUGGCCUUCUUCGAAUAGUAAAAGCACUUAUAGGCAGAGAUCCAGGAAUAGUUUCCAUCAAAGAUAAGAAGGGCCAGACUGCACUCCAUAUGGCCGUAAAAGGUCAGGAUACUGCAGCUGUAGAGGAUUUAUUACUUGCUGAUUAUUCAAUACUGAAUGAACGUGACAAGAAGGGUAACACAGCUGUGCACAUAGCUACAAGGAAAUGCCGUUCACAGAUAGUAAGCCUCUUGCUGAGCUAUACAUCUAUGGAUGUAAAUGCCAUUAAUAAUCAGCAUGAAACCGCAAUGGAUUUGGCAGAUAAACUCCAGUAUGGACAAUCUGCAUUGGAAAUUAAGGAAGCUCUAACAGAAGCUGGCGCCAAGCAUGCAAGGCAUGUUGGCCGAGUGGAUGAAGCAAUGGAACUCAAAAGGACUGUGAGUGAUAUAAAGCAUGAGGUGCACUCCCAACUUAUACAAAAUGAGAAAACCAACCGACGAGUUUCUGGUAUUGCCAAAGAACUUAAGAAAAUUCACAGGGAAGCUGUCCAGAAUACCAUUAAUUCAGUGACAGUAGUUGCUGUUCUCUUUGCCUCCAUUGCUUUCUUGGCUAUAUUCAACUUGCCCGGCCAAUAUCUAAAGGUUGGACCCGAAGCGGGGAAAGCUAACAUAGCUGACACUGUUGCAUUCCGGAUGUUCUGCCUCUUGAAUGCUACAUCCCUCUUCAUUUCUUUAGCUGUUGUUGUGGUUCAGAUUACUUUGGUUGCCUGGGAUACGAGGGCACAGAAACAGGUGGUUUCAGUAAUCAACAAGCUAAUGUGGGCUGCCUGCAUCAGCACUUGUGGGGCUUUCCUGUCAAUUGCUUUUGUGGUUGUGGGAAAGAAGAACUCAUGGAUGGCUACUACUAUUACCUUAGUGGGACUACCAAUCCUUGUGGGGACUCUUGCUAGCUUGUGUUACUUUGUUUUCCGGCAACACUUUGGAAUUUUCGGCAAUGAUUCUCAGAGACGCGUCAGGAGGGCAAGUGGAAGCAAAUCUUUUUCCUGGACCUACUCUGCACAUAUUUCGGACUUGGAUGACUAUAACUCAGACCAUGAGAAGAUCUAUGCACUGUGACAUGUACGUAAAAAGGAUUCAGUUUUUUGCUGUGUUGGUGGUUGUUGUCAAUCCCUGUGUAUACGAUUGUUGUAGUCUCCAUGGUUUCAGCACUACACGUACUUUUGUUUGUCAAUGUUGUAAGAGGGGGGGUCUGGUUUGUUGCGGCUAUUAUAACAGGCACAAACAAAAAGCUGUAGAUUUUUGUAUAUGCAUUGUAAACAUUUUAGGUUUUGGUUAA